Messenger RNA from Botrytis fragariae, 2457 nucleotides. RefSeq names its product putative p-loop containing nucleoside triphosphate hydrolase protein. NCBI's taxonomy places the organism in Eukaryota, Fungi, Ascomycota, Leotiomycetes, Helotiales, Sclerotiniaceae. The record is from RefSeq and is a predicted model, not a curated record. Bases 1 to 2457 code for a protein of 818 amino acids. Gene Ontology annotation, molecular function: ATP binding; ATP hydrolysis activity. The transcript has 7 exons.
AUGUUAGACUUCCAGUCAGCUAUGGAAAACUCAGAAAUCGAAGACGUACCUUCUGCCAAGAGAGUUGCAGAUUCGAUGCCAACUCCUGUCUCGGAGCCAGAUAUCCAAGUGACCACAGAAGCGAUCUCACACAUUUCUUUGUCUGAAGAUUUACCGGAGAGCUCAAACAAUGUCGACGCAACAAUCAAAUAUACUUUAGAUUUAGAUGAUAUUAAAGCGAACGAACGGCUCCUGAUCGGGGAAGAGAGCCCUCUCUUUGACCUUGCCGUAUUCAAUGGCGACUUUAAACUUGACGAAGAGAACCACAAGCCCGAGUCAAGCCCAACGCCCACAAUCUUCGAGGUUAUCGUGGUAGCUCAAGGAUAUGCAGAGCACCUUGAAAACUCAAAGGAAGAAAAUCUCAAAAAAUGUAACGAAACUCAAGAUUCUGAUGCCGACAAUCCUAAAACUGGGACACCGAAUUCUCAACCGGUGGAGCUGCCGGUGACCAAAGCUCAAGGGAAAAAUUUGGUUAAAAUUACUAAGAUUUUUGAAACAAGAAUAGACAUUCAUUCUCAAAGUCUCAUUGAGGUAAUUCGAGAGGUGGUUGAUUAUUAUCCGAGUCAAAACCUCGAUGGUCGAGUUGUAAUCAUCCAAAAGCCUUAUUGGGUAUUAAUUCAUCAUGAGAAAGAGCUUCACGAGAAGCGUACUCAAUUGACAGAACAACUGGAAUGCACUGAAACCGAUAAAGAGAAAGCAGAACACCUCAAAGCUCUUCUUGAUUACAUUAAGCCACAAUCAAUGAAAUUGCUUCAACCAAUCCUACCUUUAUUGAAAAAUAAAGUUCCGACAGUGAGCUUUGAUGGACUUCGAUAUCUUCUCAAGCCAGGAACACUUGCUUAUUACAAGUUCGACAAUGAGUGGAUUGGCUGUAUCAUACUGCGAGUCAAUCCGGAGGCGAAGAGGAAGUCUUCCAAGAUAACUAACUGGAACGUCUCUGUCUGGUAUCUUGAAUGGUCUUAUCACGCUUAUCGGAUCGAAACACCAUUCGAUAUUGAGAGUUUCGAAGGAGAGCGUGAUAUUACCUCCCUAAAAGUAAUACCAAGAGAGUAUUGGGAUGCAAAUGACAAUAACGCUAGACGCAAAAAAUUUGAGGACCGAGGUCUCAAGAAAAUGACUUUGCUCAAGAGUGGACAUAAGCAGAUGGACUACAAGGGGAAGACUGCGGAAGAGGAGGAACGACAGUAUCAUGGCAGAAUUAUCGUCGAUGAUCUUCAGGGGCUUGCAAUGAAAGCUGACACUGUUUCUAAAUGGACGUCUCGACCUAGCGGAUUGACAGAUGAUAAAUGGAUGGGACGUGAGGAUGGUUCUUCUGAUGAUGACGAAGAUGACGAAGAUGGUGAUGCCGAACGUACCCGAACGUCUAAACUUGCGAAAUUGGAGGAAUUCGGAGAAUUGAAAAGCAUUGAACUUGAUAAGCUCUCGAAAGAGCAGCUCUUUUUGAUGUUGCCAUCGAUUCCCUGCUAUGCUUUGGAUAUAAAGUCUUGGUGCACUGGGCAUGUCGAGCGUAUGCAUGAGAUAGAACCCGUUACGGAUCCACCUAAGCCGGUCAUGAAGGAAGGCUUCCACGAAAUCAUCCAGGCACUCUCUGCUAGCCAGCAUACCGGAAAAGCGCAGUGGUAUGCGGACUCUAUCAAAGGCAAAGGCAGAGGAGUCAUCAUUCUUCUUCACGGGCCGCCUGGUGUGGGAAAGACUUACUCUGUCGAAUGCGUUGCGAUUUCGACAGGUAGACCUCUACUUGCCUUGACCAUUGCAGAUAUUGGGACCAAAGAAGAUAUGAUCGAGACGGAGCUUUCUUCAUGGUUUUAUCUUGCAGAGCGAUGGAAAGCCGUCUUGCUCAUCGACGAGGCCGAUAUUUUUCUCGAACGUCGUAAACAUACAGAUCUUGCUCGUAAUGGAAUUGUCUCGGCAUUUCUACGUAAGAUGGAAUAUUUUCAAGGUCUCCUUUUUCUCACGACAAAUAGAGUUGGACAGAUCGAUGAAGCUUUUACCUCGCGUGUUCAUGUUGUGAUUGAAUAUCCACCUCUUGACGAUGAGAGUCGUCGUCAAAUCUGGGACGGUCUUUUUGAAAAAAUGUAUAACGAAACCGAUGGAAAGAUUAAACUGAGUCUGGAUACAAAGAAAUAUGUGAAGCAGGAUGCCGAACGCUUGGGUAUAGGUUUAAACGGAAGAGAAAUCCGUAAUGCACUUCAAACUGCCAUAUCACUUGCAGAUUUUGAAGCCAAAGGGGAACGUGGUUAUAAAGAGAGUGAUCCUAUUAAUGUGGAAAAGGGACACUUUGAAAGAGUUUUCGAACUGAGCAAGUCAUUCCGCAGCUAUCUCAACUCGAUCAAGCGCGAUACUCCGGAAUCAAGAGCUCAGAAUUAUUAUGGCAGAAAUGAUAGUUAUCAGGGGUCAUCGGAUGACAGGGCGCGCUAG